Molecule: messenger RNA, 3081 nt
Organism: Physeter macrocephalus (sperm whale)
Lineage: Eukaryota; Metazoa; Chordata; Mammalia; Artiodactyla; Physeteridae
Gene: SLC43A1
Product: solute carrier family 43 member 1
Exons: 14
Coding region: 309-2042 (577 amino acids)
Biological process (GO): neutral amino acid transport; transmembrane transport
Molecular function (GO): L-amino acid transmembrane transporter activity; neutral L-amino acid transmembrane transporter activity
Source: RefSeq, a predicted model, not a curated record
AGAGCGCGUCCUGCCCCUUGCUGACCUUUGGGGACUUGGGGAAGUGCGGGAUUGGUCCCCGGGAGCCGGGCUCUGCGUGCCUUGGCCUGGGUGGAAGAGCUCGGCAGCGCGCCAAGAAGCUGUUGCGCACAGACAGGACCUUCCUUGUCUCUGAUAGUGACACGGCGGGAGCCCAGCGCCUCGUGCGCCCCUGGCGCUGCCAGUGCGCCCAGAGCCAGCUCGGCGGCACCCGCUGGGAAGCCCAGGGCUCUAUGGGGCCUCCAUGAAGGCCCCCUUGCGGGCUGGCUCGAGGGGUCUCUGGAGCCACCAUGAUACAGGAUGCUUCUCUGGGUCCUCUGGGCCCUUCGCUCAGUGCUCUGCUCCUGGGCAGGCUUGCGACCAGUAUGGCCCCCACGCUGGAGGAGGCGUACCGGAGGCGCUGGUGGAUGGCGUGCACGGCCGUGCUGGAGAACCUCUUCUUUUCCGCGGUGCUCCUGGGCUGGAGCUCGCUGCUGAUGAUGCUGAAGAACGAGGGCUUCUAUUCCAGCAUGUGCUCAGCCGAGAACACCACCAACACCAGCCAGGAUGAGCAGCACCAGUGGCUGAGCUGUAACCAGCAGGAAGAGAUGCUCAACCUGGGCUUCACCAUCGGCUCCUUCGUGCUCAGUGCCACGACUCUGCCGCUGGGGAUCCUCAUGGACCGCUUCGGGCCCCGGCCCAUGCGGCUGAUUGGCAGCGCCUGCUUCGCUGCAUCCUGCACCCUCAUGGCCCUGGCCUCUUGGGAUACCAAAGUUCUGUCUCCGUUGAUAUUCCUGGCGCUGUCCCUGAAUGGUUUUGGUGGCAUCUGCUUAACAUUCUCUUCACUCACACUGCCCAACAUGUUUGGGAACCUGCGCUCCACUUUCAUGGCCCUCAUGAUCGGCUCCUAUGCCUCUUCUGCCAUCACGUACCCGGGAAUCAAGCUGAUCUAUGAUGCCGGCGUGUCCUUCAUGAUCAUCAUGUUCACCUGGUCAAGCCUGGCCUGCCUCAUCUUUCUGAACUGUGCCUUCAACUGGCCGAGUGAAGCCUUUCCCUCGCCGGAGGAAGUCAACUACAAGGAGAAGAUCAAGCUCAGAGGGCUGGCCCUGGAUCACAAGGUGACAGGUGACCGCUUCUACACUUAUGUGACCACCGUGGGCCAGCGGCUGAGCCAGAAGGCCCCCAGCCUGGAGGAGGGGGCAGACAUCUUCAUCUCGUCCCAGGACGUUCGUGACACCUCAGAAAAGUCUGCUGAGAAGUCUGUGCCCUUGCGCAAGAGCCUCUGCUCCCCCAUUUUCCUGUGGAGCCUCCUUACCAUGGGCGUGACCCAGCUGCGGAUCAUCUUCUACAUGGCCGCUAUGAACAAGAUGCUGGAGGACAUCGUGACCGGUGGCCAGGAGCAUGAGACAGACGACCUGAAACAAAGGGUGACAGAGACAGUUGAGCUCUACUCGUCCGUCUUUGGGGCCAUGCAGCUGUCGUGCCUUCUCACCUGCCCUCUCAUUGGCUACAUCAUGGACUGGCGGAUCAAGGACUGCGUGGACACCCCCACUGCUAGGGACGGGGUGGCCACCAAGUCCGUCAGACCACGCUACCGCAAGAUCCAAAAGCUCACCAAUGCCAUCAGCGCCUUCACCCUGACCAACCUUCUGCUCGUGGGUUUCGGCAUCACCUGCCUCAUCGACAGCUUACACCUCCAGUUUUUGACCUUUGUCCUGCACACCGUGGUCCGAGGCUUCUACCACUCGGCCUGUGGAGGCCUCUACGCAGCAGUGUACCCGUCCAACCACUUUGGGACACUGACGGGCCUGCAGUCCCUCAUCAGUGCUGUGUUUGCCCUGCUCCAGCAGCCGCUUUUCAUGGCCAUGGUGGGACCCUUGAAAGGAGAACCCUUCUGGGUGAAUCUGGGCCUCCUGCUGUUCUCACUCCUGGGAUUCCUGCUACCUUGCUACCUCUUCUACUAUCGCAGCCGGCUCCAGAGGGAGUAUAUCACCCACUGGGAGGGCCCCCUGAAGGUGCUUGUCAGCCCUGAGGUGACUGCCUAGGCCUCUGGGGGGCCUGGGUGACAGGCAGUCAAGGCCUGAAGCAGCCAAAGGGAAAGCCUCGUGGCUUUUCUACCUGUGACCUCCGCACAGAGCCAGGCGCCGGGGAUCUAUAAAUACCAAGAGAAGUUCUAUUUUUGUAGGGACUUGUUAAAAAGGAAAAAAACAAAAAAAUCCCCAAAGCAGUGCUCCAUGGACUGAAGAUGUCCCCCACGCUAGGAUCGGACCUUCUUGCUCCUGGGAUUGGAGGAGACCAGGGUGCAGCCCUGCCCUUUCUCCGGGCCCAGGGGUCUGCCUGCUGCUGCCUCCUGGGGGCUUGUGGGAUCAGUGAGCAGGCGACCGCUAAGAUCUCAGCCGUGCAGUGUCCAGAGUGUGCAGGCAUGUGGGUGUGCAUGUGGGUAUGAAACUCCCUGCCGCUCAGAGGAAAGGGGCCUGAGGUGCUGGCUGUGUCCUGAAUGCUGCCGCAUGGGCGGUAAGCCCCUUCCUGAGGCUGGAGGGUGGGUUCCCUCCCCGCUGCUGCUGCUUGCAGAUCUUAGAGGAAAUAAAAAGGGAAGUGAGAGACUGGCUGGUGUGUACCUGCCUGUGUCUUGGGGGAGGGAGGUGUCUUCCCACACUCCAUCCCUCGUCCUCAGCCAGGCUCAGCUGGGCAUUAAGUAGGACACCUGAAGUGCCAGCCUGUCCACCUGUGGCUGUCUGGCUCACCUCCCUGUUCUCAACCAUGCCCUGCCCUUAGUGUCUGCAGGGAGUCCAGAUCCUGCCCUCUUCUCCAGCCUGCCGCUUCUCAGGGUCUGGGGUACAUCCGGGAGGUUGGCCUUUCUCCCUACAGGGGAUAAGGGCAGGAUGCUUUGGAGAGAAUGCUAAGGAAUGCCUCUCAAACUUUCCUAUCCAGGGAUCCCUGGAGCGAGGUCUGUUGCGAGUAACGUUUUUUAUAGUGUUUUAUCGUAAAACUUCAUGCAAAUUUUGAGCUUCAUUUUAUGCUAUUUUCAUAUUUACUUUUAGCAAUAAAGUGAGGCUUUAAAAUUACCUGCAUCAAGGGAAGACC